AGAGGAAAUGAGGGCAUAGUAAACGUCAAAGAGGAGCCCACAGUCGUCAGCCACCGCGUAGCCUUCCAUCCUUGCCUAACAGCCGUUGACGCUUCAACACCCCCUUUCUUAAUUUCCUCUUCUUUUAAAUAUCCCACCACUUUCCAACGCCAUAUAUCCAACACAAACCAAACAAGGAACAAAAACAAAAACAAAAAGAUUCCAUACCAAUUUCUCACCUCUCUAUCUCUGGCAACCAUGCACCAAGCAAUUCCUUACCGGUCAUGGCAAUCAAUUGACACAAAACAGGGCACAUUAUCAAUGAGAUCAACAUGGGUGGGCGGAUCAGCGUCUGCGACAGCCGAAGGUGGGGGAUCGAGAAGCAAUGUGAUUGCGUCGGUGGCGGAGAAUGCGGCGAUAGUGUUUGCUAGAAAAGGGUGCUGUAUGAGCCAUGUGGUGAAGCGGCUUCUUCUGGGGUUGGGUGCUAAUCCGGCGGUGUACGAGGUGGAGGAAGAACAAGAAUCCAGCGUCCUGAAGGAAUUGGAGGCCUUCGCCAAAUCUCCCAACGCGGAGAUACAGCUGCCGGCGGUGUUUAUUGGGGGCACCUUGUUUGGGGGUCUGGAUAGAGUGAUGGCUACUCAUAUUUCUGGGGAAUUGGUUCCCAUUUUGAAACAAGCCGGCGCUUUGUGGCUUUGAAUUUUUAUUUCUUUUUUCCUUUAAUCACAGACGUCUUCAUUUUCCUCCC
This is a messenger RNA of Cucurbita pepo subsp. pepo (vegetable marrow), 724 nucleotides long. Its product is annotated as glutaredoxin-C9. Lineage: Eukaryota; Viridiplantae; Streptophyta; Magnoliopsida; Cucurbitales; Cucurbitaceae. The record is from RefSeq and is a predicted model, not a curated record.